AUGCAACAACGCAGCUGUCAGAUAAAAAAGGUUGAGUAGAAAGUUCUAUAUCUUGUUCUGAAGUUUAUGGAAAUAUUCAAUCCGAAAUACAAAUAACUCAGUUAAUACAGUACUUGUACUUAAAAUACUUACUUUCCAGAGUUAAAGUCUGAGCCGUUCAAUCUAGUUAGUUAAGUUAAUUUAAUUAAAGAUAAUGUUUAUUGUGGAUAUAUUGUGGAUGUUCUACUCUCUUGAUUCCUUACAUGUCAACUUCAAAUUUCAAUUGGGAAAUGGCGCCAUCUGGUGGACAUCGUGAAAAAUAAAUACGACUAAAUAAUUCAACUUAGAGAAAGACGAGGGUGAAAGUUACUGCGUGAACCGGGAAUGUUCCCAACAGGGAAGGACGCCGGUUGUCUUAUAUCAACCAAAUGUGGCUUUACAGCUGAAUUAAAAUAAUUAAUAGUAUAACAUGCUUGCGGAACGAAAAACCGGGCGGCCAGUGUUUCCUUACGGACCUGUUUCUAAACCGCACCUCGAGCUCAUGUGUUUUGGCAGGUUGGGAAAAGCGCUCAGUUCUUGUUGGAUAUUUAUUUAUCUCACUAUUAUUCCUGUGAAACGCGGAUGAACUCCUCCAAUAUGUCCGGAGAUCCCGGUCCGCCCCCGGUCAAAGUAGACUUGGGCUUCCUGGAGGAGGCGGAGCCGUGGCGGCUUCUCUCUCCGCAGUUCCCCAGUAAAGUCGGGGGGAAGCCGGCGUGGCUCAGCCAGAAAGGCCCGCCCUCGCUGCCCGAGCUGGAGUGUGAGAAAUGCCGCCUGCCGAUGGCCUUCCUGCUGCAGGUGUAUGCACCUAUUUCUGGUGAGGACAGAAGUUUCCACAGAACUCUCUUUCUGUUCUGCUGUAAAACCUGUGAGUGCUACACAUGCAACGACAGCAGCUGUAUGAAAGUUUUCAGGUGCCAGCUCCCAAGGAAGAAUGAGUUCUACCCCUACGAUCCUCCAUCAGAGGAUGAACCCCCCAGCGGUCCUGAACCAGACCAGCGUGUGUUGUCCGUCUCUGGAAUUAGACUCUGCUGGGUGUGCGGUUGUCCCGGCAACAAAGCCUGCUCCCGCUGUCAUGCUGUAAACUACUGUGGGAAACACCACCAGACCCUCCACUGGAAAACCACACACAAGAGGGAAUGUUGCACUCCAGAGGCGUCCAUCGUCACAACUUCAAGCUUCCUCUUCCCUGAGUCUGAGCUGGUCAUUGAACCUGAGGAGGAGGAGGAGGAGGAGGAAGACACAAAGGAGGCUGAAGAAGAAAAGGAGGGCGAAGACUGUCCCCCCUCAGCAGACACCCUGGCAGAGACAGACCUGGAGGAGAUGGCUAUGCACGACAACCAAGACCACAAAGUGUUCCAGCAGUUCAAAAAGAGGAUCAGGCCAGAACCUCACCAGGUGGUGCGGUACAGUCGAGGCGGCUCCCCCCUGUGGGUCUCCUCCAAGCACAUCCCUUCAGAUCAGGAUAUCCCAGCAUGCACCUGCGGCGCCAAAAGGACUUUUGAGUUUCAGGUGAUGCCACAGCUGUUAAACAGUCUGUGUGUGGACACGACAGGAGACAGUAUAGACUGGGGGACACUGGUUGUCUAUACGUGCUCCGCCAGCUGUGACCAUGAUGACCAGUACUGCCCAGAGUUCAUCUGGAAGCAGGACUUCAGCUCAGAACCCACAUAACGUCUUCCUGCUGCCGGACCGAGUCCAGGAGACAGUGAUGCUCUGUGAGGGAGGCAGUUUGCACUCUUGCAGUGAUGUCACUUCCUAUUUAGUAGAAUGGACAUAUUCUACAUUCUACUACUCUCCCUGCAGAUUGUCUAAUGUUACACCGGUCAGAUUAAAAUCAGUGUCGAAUUAUUAAGCUCAAGGAGAGUGAGGAUGUUUUUUGAUGGCAGAAAUUCACAUUCUGCACUGAUUGCAUAGAAGUUUAGACUGGAAUUCUAGUUCUGGUUUAUUAGAACUACAAAUUCUGUCAAUCCAUUCAGUGGUAUUUCUGACCUAUGGUUAGGGUUGUCUGUUUCCACUGCCGUAGGUCUAUUAACCCAAAACAAAUAAAACAAUACUCUAUGGCUGAAGUGUUAAUCUACAGUUGAAAUAUUUGCCAAAUAUUCUGGUUUGUUAUAUCUUCACAAUUUACUUUCAGUUGUAAUGUCUCCAUAAAUGUUAGUUAUCAAUACAUUUCCAAGAGUAUAUAAAAGCAUCUAGAAGAAUGUGCAAGUUAACGUUCUACAAAAAUAAAAGUAAAUUCCAUUUUGUCACAUGA
Messenger RNA from Gasterosteus aculeatus aculeatus (three-spined stickleback), 2272 nucleotides. It is a transcript of the gene pdcd2, whose product is annotated as programmed cell death 2. The record is from RefSeq and is a predicted model, not a curated record. NCBI's taxonomy places the organism in Eukaryota, Metazoa, Chordata, Actinopteri, Perciformes, Gasterosteidae. Gene Ontology annotation, cellular component: cytoplasm; nucleus.